UUCGGUUUUAUAAGAAUAUCGCGGUAGUAUGUUUCGUGCUUUUUAAAACGAGGAGAGCUAUGAGUCGAGCAUGUUUUCUACAUUUGCAACCAGCUGCUUAGUUAAAAUAGCUUGAUAGCCAACCGGCUAAUGUAGCAUUAGCCAGAUAGCCAGUAAUACACAGACAGCGAACCUGCGAUAUAUCUGCUAACGGCUCUUUCGUGACAGGACGUUAAGCACGGAUAAAAGAGCUGAAGCUGACUCGUUUAUCUCCGGAUGUAACUGUGAACGAGCAGUAAGAUGGACAGUGAGGAGGCUCCUGCUCAGAGGCCAGUCUCCUUGGAGAUCACAGUGGAAGAUGUAACUACUGAAGGCCCAGACCCUCCAAAGCUAACCAUCAGCCAAACCCCACCCAGAGAAAAUCUCCUUCCCCAGGUAGAGAGCAUCGACUUGGGCGGGGAGUUUUCCACCCCCCAGGAAGACAGCAGUGCUACACCUUCAGAGAGCCUGAUGGACAAGCUAAAUGACCAGAUGAUGGAGAGCGUCCUGAUUUCUGACUCGCCUAACAACAGUGAGGAGGACGACGACGUAGCCCCCAUGGACUCCUUUCUAGAUGCAGUGGAGGAGGAAGAAGAUCAUUUUCACGAGACAUCAGUCGACAAAGAGGAACAAAGUGAAAUAGGUCAGAAUACGACUGAGAUUGAAGUUACAGUGGAGGAACAGGAGAAGGAUAGCUCUGUGGAGAAAGUGGAUGAAGAAACCAGGGAGCAGACACUGGACACUGAGGAGCAGGUGAUAUCCUGUGUUUCACUCCAAGUUGACGAGCACAGCCCGUCUGAUCCCAACAGUGGGGAACCGUCACUACUAGAAGCUCAAGAGAUGAAAGAUUUCUCUGUGCCGGUGUGCACUAUAUUCAGCCAUGGCACCCAUCCAAAGUCUUUGGUGCCCGAUGGAUUCCAGCCCACCCUCAUCAAGUCCCCCAGUUUUAGCAUGGGGAGCGGUGUAGAAACCAGUGAGGCAGUGACCCCCAGCAAGCUGAUGGCCCCCCUCGUGUGCCAGCCCAGCCCCAGCCUCAGUAAGUUCUUCAAUGAUAACGGACAUGUCAACCCAGCCUCAGAUUUCUUUGAUUCCUUCACUGUCCCCUCCUCCUUCAUCUCUGUUUCAAACCCAAAUGCUGACAUCCCUCCUGGUGCCACCCCAGCGUCCAUAGCCCCCACCCCUGAGCACCAGCUCUCCUCCACCUCCUCCUCCAUCUCCAACCCCGGUGGAGCUCUGGACUCUGGUGCUCCCACUCCUAGUUCAGUGUUUGCCCCAUCUGAAUCCACCGCCAAGGCCCAACCUCCUCCAUCCCAAGAAGCCCCAGCUCAAGCCCCUGCCCCAGCCCCUCAGCCGCAGCCCUUCAACACGCUCCAGGCUGUGUUUUCGGGCAGCGAUGACCCAUUUGCGACAGCGCUGAGCCUGAGUGAGGUGGACCGGCGCCAUGAUUCCUGGCUGCCAUCUGGGGAGACCAGGAAGGUGCUGAUCUCUGUGGCCUCCCAGCAGUACAGCCCUGCCUAUGUAGAGACCACCAGACUCACUAUGCCCGGACUCAAGUUUGACAACCUUCAGGGCGAUGCUGUUAAAGACUUAAUGCUUCGUUUCCUGGGAGAAGCGGCGGCAAUGAAGCGUCAGGUCCUCACCGCCAACUCUGUGGAGCAGUCCUUCACGGGCCUCAAACGUCUCAUCAGCAGCAAGAACUGGCGGGCCGCGGUGGAUCUGACGGGCCGGCUGCUGACAGCUCAUGGUCAGGGGUACGGGAAGGCCGGCCAGCAGAGCUCCCACACCACCGACUCACUGCAGCUGUGGUUUGUGCGGCUCUCCCUCCUGACCAAGCUGAACCUCUUCCAAAACGCUGAGCUGGAGAUUGAGCCCUUCGGCAACCUGGACCAACCGGACCUCUUCUAUGAGUACUACCCCACUGUUUACCCUGGGAGGAGAGGCUCCAUGGUGCCGUUCUCCAUGCGGCUGCUGCACGCCGAGCUUCCCCAGUACCUGGCCAAGCCCCAAGAGGCUCUGGACCGCCUGCACAAUCUCAAAACCGUCUGCCUCGCUAUUCUGGAGAACUUGGAGAAAGGAUUGGCUGAGGAUGGCAGCAUGAUCACCCUGACACAGGAGAAUAGGCAAGGGUCUCUUAAGCUGUGGAGGUCUCGUCUCAGCCGGGUCAUGUACUCCAUGGCCAACUGCCUGCUGCUGAUGAAGGACUAUGUUCUGGCUGUGGAGACCUAUCACUCCAUCAUCCAGUACGAACCCCAGCAGAGAGUGCAGCUGCUCAGUGGCAUAGGACGCAUCUUCUUGCAGAUCGGAGACGUUAAAACGGCAGAGAGGUACUUCCAGGACGUGGAGAAGGCGUGCCAGAUGACAGGGAGCCAGCCCAGUCACACCACAUGCGUGCUGAUGAACAGGGCCUUUGUCUCCCUCAGUCAGAACAACUACACUGAAGCACACGCAUCCUUCACUGAAGUCUUAAAGAUUGACCCAAAGAACCCCGUUGCCAACAACAACGCAGCGGUGUGCCUGCUCUACCUGGGCUGUCUGAAGGAGUCCCUGGGCCAGCUGGAGGGCCUGGUGCAGCAGGACCCCGCCCUCUACCUCCACGAGAGCGUCCUCUUCAACCUGACCACUAUGUACGAGCUGGAGUCGUCCCGCAGCACCCAGAAGAAGCAGGCUCUGCUGGAGGCCGUGGCCUGCAGGGAGGGGGACAGCUUCAACACGCAGUGCCUCAAGCUGGUGUGAGAGGACAUACACAUCAGCAUCACGUGUGACCGGAAUACAGCAGCAGGAGUAGAAUGUUUAGAGGGGUGGACAUGUGGAGAAAGAAAGUGAGUGUUUCUGUCUUGAUGUGGUUACCAGUUAUCACAAGGUCUUCCAGAACUGGUUUUAUUUCUACAAAAUAGAAGUGGAAAGCCCAAAGACAUGUUUCUCUUCAUGUCAUGGCACUUCUCUCCUUUUGAAAGGUGACCCUGUAAUGAUGCACACAUUUCGUCACAGUAACAGAAACCCAGGUGGUGGAAUGACAUUCCGGAAAAGAAAUGACCCUACAUUAGAAAUCAUGUGUGUGGAAGUAGUUUUAUUUUACAGUUAAAGGAACAGCUUGACAUUUAGAGAAAUACGCUAGAUGAGAAUAUCCAUACCACCCGUGUUUGCACCCUUAAUAUUAUGCUAACUGAAAAGUUCUGUGAUAAUGCAAUUGCAAUAUAGAAACCUUUUUAAAGUUAGAUCAACAGGAAGUUAUUUAUAGACAAUGCAUUCAUUACAUUUGAAUGACAGUGAUAAGGAAAUGCCAACCAGCUAUUUGUUUUCCAGUGACAGCAAUGUUCAUAUUUAUUAAGCUAACCUUGUAAUGUCACUCGAGAAAAAAAAAAACACAUUUUAUAGGCUAGCCAUUUUCCCCUCAUUGCUUUCUUUGUGCUAAUUUAAGCUAACAAGCUAAGCUAACAGGCUGCUAGCGUUAUAGUUAUUCUCCUCUGUAUUUCUCAAAAUGUUAAAAUGUUCCUCAACAUUUUUAUCAAAGAUUUUCUGGACACUGAGGAAUUAUGAGCAUUAAGCGUUGUGAGAUUGGAAGCGAGACCUCAGAUGAACAUUGCACUACAGACCGGCAGUGGUUUUAAGGGAGCUGCAGACUCAUAAUGUGAGUCCUGACACGGGCAUUAUCCUGAGCUUCAGUAUGCUUAAAGACUAAUAAAGUACCAGAGGUCCAAAGCUUCCUCCCCAGCAGACACCUGUACAGCUGGAUUAACAGUCCAACACCACUCCAUUUCAGCUGCCAGCUUUAUUAACUCAGAACAUAGAUAAGCCCUUCUGAUUGCAUCCCAUCCUGUUCACUAAACUGUAAAAUAUUAAGAAUCAAAAUGUGUACAUAUCAGAUUUUUUUUUCCCUUCUUCUGUUAUUAUAUAAAGAUUGUCUUGUUAAAUCUUUUAUUGAUUUGUCCUGAUGGAUCUUUAAACUAUCACUGUUUACAUAUUGUGUUGAUCAUAUUUAUGUAUAUUCAAUUGUGUUUUAUCUGAAAUAAAAAACAUAUUUUAAAAUCAA
Messenger RNA from Trematomus bernacchii (emerald rockcod), 4048 nucleotides. RefSeq names its product trafficking protein particle complex 12 (gene trappc12). Bases 280 to 2751 code for a protein of 823 amino acids. The transcript has 12 exons. Lineage: Eukaryota; Metazoa; Chordata; Actinopteri; Perciformes; Nototheniidae. Gene Ontology annotation, cellular component: TRAPP complex; Golgi apparatus. The record is from RefSeq and is a predicted model, not a curated record. Gene Ontology annotation, molecular function: protein binding.